Molecule: messenger RNA, 741 nt
Organism: Ictidomys tridecemlineatus (thirteen-lined ground squirrel)
Lineage: Eukaryota; Metazoa; Chordata; Mammalia; Rodentia; Sciuridae
Gene: Ly6l
Product: lymphocyte antigen 6 family member L
Cellular component (GO): plasma membrane
Source: RefSeq, a predicted model, not a curated record
AUGGGGCGGCUGGUGCUGGCGCUGUGGGCGGCUCUGGUGUCCGCGGAGCUCGCCCGCGCCGAUGUCUGGCCAAGUCAGGGCCGCGGCGCGCGCUCUGCCCACAGCAGCGCCUUGGCGCGCACAACUCAGAACCUGAGCUGCUUCCAGUGCUUCAAGGUCAACAGCUGGAGCCUCUGUCAGCCCGCCGUGUGCCCCGCCACCGCUCAAGUCUGCGUCUCCAACGAGGUGUUCCUCCUCAAGAGGUCAAGGAUCAGAAUUCUGAUCAGCAAGAGGUGCGCUGCCCGCUGUCCAAACUCCAACAGUGAGUUCGAGUGGUCAUUCAGCCCUGAGCUGCGGGGCAGGAUUGUCAGGCGCUGCUGCUCAGGGCAGCUCUGCAACUCGGCGCCUGCCGUCUUGGAGAUACCCUGGGCCCUGUUCAGGUGGCUCCUGCUGCAAGUGGCCCUGGCCUGGGUGUCUUCUGGGCCCUGUUGUGAGGACUUGCCCCGCACCCCGUCCUGACUCCUCUUGUCCUGCGCCUCCAGCUGCCCUCUGGCCUCCCUCCCCAGACAGGAGAACACGCCCUCCUGGACCCUGCCACUCGCCCUGUCCAACGCCUUUUCUCAAGAAGCCAGUGCAUGCUGGCCAACUCCUCAUGGAGCAGGGCCAUUCCCUGUGAGGGAGGAAGGGCCUGGCGAGGUCAGAACGACUGGCCCACACCCGACUCUCAUGGCCCCACUGUGGGCCCCCGACCCGUGCUCUGGG